Molecule: messenger RNA, 1242 nt
Organism: Polistes dominula (European paper wasp)
Lineage: Eukaryota; Metazoa; Arthropoda; Insecta; Hymenoptera; Vespidae
Product: piggyBac transposable element-derived protein 4-like
Source: RefSeq, a predicted model, not a curated record
AUGGAAAGUGAUAGCGAAAACAGUGAUGUUAUUUCUAUAAAUAAACGGAGAAGACAAGACAAUGUAGAAUCUGACAGUGAUUUAGAACAAAUUGUUUUUCCACGUCGGAGUCGGCGUAGAAUUAUAUCUGACGACGAGGAAGAUGUUCAGAAUGAGAAUAGAGAAAGGAAUGUUUCAUCCCAGAAAUGGAUUUGGAAAGACGCGGACAAUAUAACGCAAGUAUGGGAAUAUUCAAGGAUACCUAAAAUACAUAUUCUUGUUGGGCAAAAUGUCACAGCUUUGCAAAUGACAAGAGAAGUAUUAGCAGAAGACUCUUGGGAAAUCAUUGUGAGAGAAACUAAUCGUUACGCCAGUCAAACACUCCAAAAUGAAAACCGCAAAUUACGAAAAUUUGAAGAAAUUUGGUGGGACACCAAUAUAGAUGAAAUACAUGCGUAUUUUGCCUUGUGCAUUUUGAUGUCCCAAGUCAAAAAACCUACUGUGCAGUCAUAUUGGUCAAAAAAAAGCGUAAUUGAGACACCAAUAUUUCGAAAAACAAUGCCCUAUUGGAGAUUUACACAAAUUUCACGCUUUUCGCACUUUACUGAUAACGAAGUUAUAAACGAUAAUGACGAUCGUUUAUGUAAAGUGCGGAGUGUAAUCGAUUAUUUUAAUGAGAAAUUUCAAAAUAUUUGCACUCCCGCGGAAUACAUUUCGUUAGAUGAGUCGUUAAUGAAGUACACGGGUCGGAUCUCGUACAAACAGUAUAAUCUGUCCAAAAGAGCACGUUUAGGAGUGAAAUUUUAUAAGUUAUGUGAAUCCAAGUCGGCUUAUUGCAUUAAAUUCAAAAUCUACACUGGUCAAGAUUUAGACAGAAAUGCGAAUGUAUCUGUCUCUGAAAGCGUCACAAGGCUUAUGUCCACAGUACUAACUGGUUACGAGCAUACUCUAUUUUUGGACAAUUGGUAUUCUUCGCCAAGCCUAUUUCAAAAGUUACAGUCUAGAAAAAUGAAUGCCAUAGGAACAGUGAGAUGCAAUAGGAAGAAUAUGCCUAAAGAACUCGCAGCUGCAAAAUUAAAACGUUCUGACGUGAUAUCGCGCUCCUGUAAUGGAAUUUUGGUUGCAAAAUGGAAAGAUAAAAAAGACAUAUAUGUAAUGUCCACGAAACAUACAAAAAUUGAGAUGGUCGAAGUGGAAAAAAAGAGGUGGAAAAAUAAUAAUAGCCUUACAACAAAGCCUAACAUCGUUUUGGAAUACAAUUAG